AUGGGGACGAAGAUGAAGUCCAAAACGCAAGCGGUGAAAAACAAAGACAACAAUAAGAAAGCCGUUGGUAAUGGAACCAACAAAGAAUACAACGGUGUAUUUGUUUCUUGCACCUUCUCUAGCCUUGGUCUUCACCCAACCUUAUGUGACCAACUUCGUGAAAGGAUGGGUUUUGAAGGUCCAACAUUAGUGCAAGCUCAAGCCAUUCCUAUUGUUCUCUCUGGACGUCACGCACUGGUUAAUGCUGCUACUGGUACGGGGAAGACUAUUGCAUACCUUGCUCCAAUAAUUCAUCAUUUACAGAGUAAUGAAAAGCGAAUUGAGCGAUCCGAUGGAACAUUUGCGCUGGUUCUUGUACCAGCGCGUGAGCUAUGUUUGCAGGUUCAUGAAAUUCUUCAGAAGUUAUUGCACCGGUUUCAUUGGAUUGUUCCAGGCUACAUUAUGGGUGGGGAAAGUAGGUCAAAGGAGAAAGCCAGGCUGCGCAAAGGAUUGACGCAUUGGAAGCAGGAACGGGAAGAUGGGAUGGGAGGAAUCCGUCAAAUCAUUUGUGUCGGAGUAUCCUCAAUUGCUGAGGGUAGAGAUGGCGAAGCAUUUGGGGCAUGUUCCCACCGAGAAUCUCAGUUCUGGUUGGGGCAUGUUGUGUCGUUAACAGAUACGAUGCAGAAGCACAAAUAA
Vicia faba (fava bean) is the source of this 675-nucleotide messenger RNA. Lineage: Eukaryota; Viridiplantae; Streptophyta; Magnoliopsida; Fabales; Fabaceae. The record is from the annotation of a GenBank genome assembly.